ACAAUACACAGAAGAAGAUUGGAAAAUGGAGGAUCCUGGGCGGUCGUUGUGUAGAACACAUUCGUGUUCCAGGCAGGGCAGCUAAUGUGUCGACAUCCAGUCAGGCUUUCCCAUGAGGAGGCGUAAAACGUUAUUCAUACUAAUUACAAAAACCAAACAUUUCGUAAAGGCUAAAUAACAGCUUUAGCGUCACUUGUCGCAAAGACGGCUUCUGCGAGCGGGAAUCGACUCGACGCUAAUUGAGCGUUCGCCUCCCAACGAUGACGGGGUACAAAGUGCGAACAGCAAUCAUCUAAAAGUCUCAUAUCCGGGAACGUGUUCGCUUCAACCGGAUAGCCAGCCAGCCAGCCAGCCCGCCCGCCCGGGGCUCGACACGACUGAGAGGGGGAGUCCUCGGCGAGCGAGCGAGCGACGCUACUGCUAGCAUGAUGUUUCCUCAAUCCAGGCACUCGCAGGCUUCAGCUCAGUCCGGACAAGCUCUCAAGUUCACCACCUCCGACUCGUGUGAUCGCAUCAAAGAUGAGUUCCAGUUCCUUCAAGCACAAUACCACAGCCUCAAGCUGGAAUGCGACAAGCUGGCGUCGGAAAAGUCGGAGAUGCAGCGCCAUUACAUCAUGUAUUACGAGAUGUCGUACGGAUUGAACAUCGAGAUGCACAAACAGGCAGAAAUAGUGAAAAGACUUAACGGCAUUUGCGCUCAGGUGCUGCCUUACCUGUCGCAGGAGCACCAGCAGCAAGUCAUGGGCGCCAUCGAGAGAGCCAAGCAGGUCACCCCUCCCGAGAUGAACUCCAUCAUACGGCAACAACUGCAGGUGCAGCACCUGUCCCAGCUCCAGGGCCUGGCCCUCCCGGUGGCCCCCCUCCCCCUGGGCCUGACCCCGCCCAGCCUGCCGGCCGCCUCCUCCGGCUCGGGCCUCCUGUCCCUGUCCUCCAUCCUGGCCAACUACUCUCACGGCCAGGCCGCCCAAGCCGCCAAGGACGACAAGGUCCGCGGGGACGCCGCCCAGUCUCAGGGCCAAGCCGACAGGCCGCCGCCCAGGCCCGAGGACGGCGACAAGUCCGACUGAGGAGGCCCCCGCGGCAGGUAAAGGCCGGGAAGAACGCGGACUCUUCCUUCUCAGUCGACGUAACGUGUACAUAUAGUCACGCUUGUAAUGUACAGGUGUAAAAACAAACAAACAAACAAAGCAUAGAAGGGUAAAUGUUACUCUCCCUUUUUUUUUUUUUUUUUUUUUAACUUUCAUUCCUUCCUUCCCGUAACGGCGUAAAUCAAAAUGGAGUCCGCCUGCCUCUCGUGAGGCAAACCAUCAAAAGCGUUUCUGCGGUGGCAAAUAUGUGCCGCCGGGAUUUGAGCCAAUCGCAGUUCUGCUUUUCUUAGCGUGUGAUGUCACGUGACUAGCAAAGGGUAACUGCGAUUGGCUGGCUGUUCGGUUCUGACCUGAAGUAACCCUGCCGUUCCCGGUGGCACUUAUUUACUUCCACACGUUUGUUUCCUGUUCCUUUUCGCGAGCGCCGGCCCGUCCCGCGUCCCGCAAUGCCAUCCAAAGACAGUCGAGUCCAUUCGAACGUUGAUCUGGAAAAAGAAGAAAUGAACUCCCGCGCGGGCACAUGACAAGUCGCCGCCGCGUGUAAAAGUUUUGAGUACGAGAGCGCACGAGUGAGUGUUGGUAAAAAAAAAAAAAAAAACGACAACAUUUUUGGGUUUCUUCUCUUUUUGCACCUUUUUGUCCACAUCCGUAAUCUUGGCCGUAGCUCCCCCUGCUGGUCUGCUCUUCAUCAGGCACGCUUGAAACUUGAAAUUUUGUCCAAAACGCCGAAUGUGACAUUUUCACAUCGAAUUUAUUAAAAGUAUGGAAGGUUGGUGCGUCGGAAAACCGGCGUGUCCGCUUUUGGCCGACAGGGGGCGGCAACAAACCGGUCACACUGAGUUUGGCGAGCUUUGAUAACUUAAAACACUUGGGAAGCUUUAAAAAAAAAAAUCAUUUUUUAGUUUUUAUUUUGUGGUUUUCAUUUUACUGUAUUUUUAGUAAUUUGCCAUAUUUUUUUACUUUUUUUUUUUGGGUAAAAGCACUUAAGUGUCGUCUGUGCGUUCUGAUAACGAUAGUAAUAAUCUUUUGUGUGCGUUCUUGUACUGUGAAGGGCCAAUUUGUAUACAUAUGAAUAUAUCAAUAUACAUAUUUUUGAAGCUUUUUUUUUUUUGUACGUUCCAAAGCUGCUUUUCAAUGUGUACCAUGAAGAGAGAGUGUGUAUGUAUUUGUGUGUACACGCAUGCAGGCGGGCAUCUUUAUUUUUUUGUUUGUUUCUUUUGUCCAAGUUUUGCAAGUAGUUUUUUUUUUUUCCUCCCCACUUUGUGAUGGUUUAAUCCUCUUUUGUGAAAUUUUAGUGGUAAACAACAAACGGUGUGUAAUUGAAUAUUUGAAAGAAAAAUGGAGGGGGGGGGGGGGAAGGUGUAAAGAAAGCAAGAAUGGACGACGAUGACAAAGACGAGAAGGGAUGCAUGGCGCUUUUAGCAGUAAGGAAGCUUUUCUGGUGCCUUACAAAUAAAAUAUGUGAUUGGAACA
Syngnathoides biaculeatus (alligator pipefish) is the source of this 2561-nucleotide messenger RNA. Its product is annotated as TLE family member 5-like. Gene Ontology annotation, molecular function: transcription corepressor activity; protein binding. The transcript has 7 exons. NCBI's taxonomy places the organism in Eukaryota, Metazoa, Chordata, Actinopteri, Syngnathiformes, Syngnathidae. The coding region runs from base 426 to 1067 and encodes 213 amino acids. Gene Ontology annotation, biological process: negative regulation of canonical Wnt signaling pathway; regulation of DNA-templated transcription. The record is from RefSeq and is a predicted model, not a curated record. Gene Ontology annotation, cellular component: nucleus; transcription regulator complex.